Erpetoichthys calabaricus (reedfish) is the source of this 6800-nucleotide messenger RNA. RefSeq names its product leucine zipper putative tumor suppressor 3. The record is from RefSeq and is a predicted model, not a curated record. The transcript is spliced from 8 exons. Gene Ontology annotation, biological process: regulation of dendritic spine morphogenesis. Gene Ontology annotation, cellular component: dendritic spine. Lineage: Eukaryota; Metazoa; Chordata; Cladistia; Polypteriformes; Polypteridae. Bases 475 to 2349 code for a protein of 624 amino acids.
UGCCAGCGUAAGUGCGGAGUUGGGCGGUGCGGAGGUGGGCGUGAGUGCCAGCUGAUCGCUGUGUGGAGGAGAGGUCCAGAUCUGAUAGACAGACGGGGGUGUAUUUACAAAACAUACAUAGGGAUCGAUAGUAAGAAAUACCCAUCUCCGAAGCUGGCAGCCACGGACACUGAGCUGGCAUCAGGGCAACCGGCCCGCUGCAGCGGAGAGACUGCCCCACAUGAUUCUGAAGCUUCAACAUGGGAUCUGCCAUGAUGCCUUACGCUUUGUUGCCUGUUGAGUGAAUGACGUUUGAAUCCUGGUCAUGCAGUACUGUGGACAGGAUCACUGCUCAUGGUCAUGGUGAACCCAGAGGGUCAAGAAUGAAUAAAAAGUUCCCACUGAGUCGAGUUCUAGGGUAUGUCUUUGUCAACAGAAGAAGAGCAUCAUCUGUAACUGUGCUCGACUCAUGCCAUUUGACUGUCCAGUACUACCAUGGCAAAGCUGGGUACCCUGCUGGCGUUGAGUGAUCAGUCAUCCUUCCAGAGCCAGGAGGGUUUGGGAACAGAAGACAGCAUGGGCAGUGUUGGCAGUGGUGUGGCAGGAGAACAGGAGUUUGCCAUGAAAAGUGUGGGCACUAGGACACAGCCCAGUGGGGGUAGCGGCCCAAAUGGGACGCGUACCAAUGGUUUCUCCACACGGAGAUACUCUGGAGAGGAACGCACAUAUAGUUCUGAGAAGAUGUUAAUCUCUAACUCCCUCUAUAUCAAUGGGGAACUGCGCCGCAGUGGGGAGAGAGGGGUCAAGGUUGAUGUCUGUGGCAACAUUUCUGCCAACAAUGAAAAAAACAACAGCAGUGGUAGCAACAGUUUGCCACCCCCACAAUACAGAGAGCCUCCUAACACCAGGUUAAACAAGCCACCCCCAGCUGCUACCACCACAGGAGCUGGCACAGUGAAACUGGACAACCCUCCAAAGAUCCUACCCAUUUCUGGCAAGCUUGAACAGAGUAGUGAGGCUCUUGUAAGGCCUUCUGCAUUCAAGCCAGUAGUUCCUAAGAACUUCCAUUCCAUGCAGAACCUGGUGUGCCCUCCCCAGACUAAUGGGACAGCAGUGGAGAGCCGAAAAGUACCUGCAAAUGCAAAGAUCAGUGGGACAGCUGACCACCGGGAUAGUCCAGGAACUUCAGCAGGACGAGAAAGACCUUCUGGGAGCAGGACAGGAGCUGGGCUCUCAGACUCUGGCAGAAAUUCACUCACUAGUCUGCCUACGUACACAGGCUCCCAAUCACACCAACUAGGCCCACUUAGUGCCUCUACCAGUCACAUAAAUCGCCUGGGCACUACAAACACCUACGAAAAGGGAGUGGGCAUUGGAGGCUACAACAAUGGUUUGUCCACCUCUGACAGCGGUCGUUCAUCAUCUGGUAAAAGCAGCUCCUCCUUCAAUAAGCUAAGCCAUCUGACAGAGGCAUUGCCUUUUCAGCACUCACCUUCCAGCGAUGACAUCAUCCAAGACCUUGAAGACCGCCUUUGGGAGAAAGAACAGGAGGUGCUACAUAUGCGAAGAAACCUGGACCAGAGUGAAGCAGCAAUUGUACAAGUCUUUGAAGAAAAACAAAGGCUCUGGGAACGUGAAAUGGAGGAGCUGCGUCAAAACUAUGCGAACAAGCUACAGCAGGUGUCACGAAAGGCUCAACGUGCUCAACAGGCCCUACAGCUACAGAGCGCACGGCUACAACAAGAAAAGCAUCACCUGCAAGAUGAAGUUGCAUCCCUGCUGGCGCAGAGGGAGGAGCUGGAAAAAAAGUGCCUAGAGUACAAGAAGGAGCAGGCAGAUAUGCUGCCUCGUCUGGAGGAGACAAAGUGGGAGGUUUGUCAAAAGGCAGGAGAAAUCUCGCUCCUGAAACAGCAGCUAAGGGACUCACAAGCAGAUGUUAAUCAGAAGCUUGGGGAGAUGGUAGCACUCCGAAGUCAGCUGAAGGAACUAAAAACUCAGCUUCGGGAACGUGAAGAGGCCAUUCUUAGCCUCAAGGAGUCUUACAACAGCAAGAGUGUGGCACUGGAGAGCUGUGAAGCAGAGCUGCAGCAAACACUAGCUGAGGUUUCUGUACUUCGUGAAAAGCUGGGUGUGUUUGAAGCUGAGGUGCUCGGUUUGAAGCAGGCUCUGGCUGGAUUAAAUGGAGGGACAGGGGCCUCAAGUCCCACUCAAGGUGCUGCAGCAGCUGUCACACCCCCAGCACUGCCCUCCUCACACCCUGAUUCUGCUCUGCUGAACUGCCAGAGUGAUGAGGGCCAAAGCACAGAGACAAACAGAGGGCCGAAGUGGGAGGGCUGCGUAGGCAGAUGGAACGGCUGCAGGGAGAACUAAGACUCGAGAGGCAACAGCGGAACAACAGGCUGUCACCUUUGCAGAGGAGAGGCAAACGUGGCAGGGAGAAAAAGACAAAGUGGCUUAAGUAUCAGGCACAGCUGCAACUAACUAUGUGGAAAUGUAUCAGAAGAACCAAGCCUUGGAGCAGCAGUUAGUGACCUCAGCUCCAAACUGAACACAGUGUCCUCUGAGGAGAAGAAACAGUCAACUGCUACGUGGGUUGGCCCAUCUCGUUUGGAGAGGAUUGAAUCCACCGAGAUAUAAAUGAAUCUUUUUCCCGUGCAGAUCAUGCAAUGAAACAUCAGGUGGCAGUGCUUAAUUAGCUGGAGGUCCUGCUUGUGGCAGCAUCUGGCCCCUCUGUGUUACAUAUGCUGGGGCAGAUUAUUCAGUGAAAGAAACAGCUGUGAAAUGCCAAAAAUCAGUGCACUGACAUAAGUGAAGGAGCCAAUAUUGACAUUUUGGAUGAGUUCCUGGAUUUUUUUUUUCUUUACCUCAGACAUCUUCAAAUUUGAGUCCAGCCAUUAGAAGCAAACAAAGCUGGGCAUUCCAAUAUCGCUGCUGUGAAAAAUUUUGCCUGACCCAGGUCACAUGUUGAUUUGUGGUAAACAAGCUAAUCCCUGCUUGUCCAAUAAUUAUAGAAGCAAGCCAGUCUCUCCUAAAUCAAGAUCAGUCUGUCAGCAAGCUGAUAUCUUCAUGACCAAGGUUUACCUUGAGUACAGGCUAAUGAUGUCUGCUAGACUGAGAUUGGUCAAUGAACCACCAUUGUCAUCUGUGACUGACCAAAGAUUUCAGCCUGCUGAAUCUGAUUGCAGGUGUGAGUAUGGUCAGUGUAGCCCUGGUUGAUCACAUUUGUUUAUCAGCUAGGUCAAGGUUAGUUUUCUGCUUAGUUCUAAAUUAGUCAGUAUGCUGAUGUCAGCUUGACAGGAGGUGGUCUUUAUAAGAAGCCAAUCUGUAAUAUACUUGGAUGUCUGCUGGAUAAUAGGUCUUUUCUUGAAGACUGAGCUCUUCUUUUGUGAAGUACUGUUAACUAUCUGUUUUAGAAACUCCUUAUAUGUUGAUUUCCUACUAAAUAAUAUACAUCAAAUAUUCAAAAAUGUUACCUCUGCCCAUAUCUUUUCCUAAGUAUUGAAUACUGUUAUUUGAAAGCAUUGUUCUGUAAGUAGCUUGAAUGACUGUUAAGAAUUCUAAACCUGCAUCCAGCCAGGCUUCCCAUUGAUGAUCACCACUGCUUAAUUCUGUACUUCAUAAGCUGAUGCAAAAUUAUGUAUUGUUGGAAAAUCUGCAGCAAAUUUGUUGUUUUGAUUGCAGGUGGCUUUAUAGGCCUAUACUGGCACUAGAGUUUAUACAUCCAACUGGGCCAGUAUUAAGAUGAGAUUAAAAGAAUAUUAAUGUGUCUUCUUUGAUCUGGCCCUCCUUCAAACGGUGUCUGAUGGGGCAGUUAAUCAACAUCUCUUUCAGCUGUUUGUUUUAUCCAUGCUCUAACUGAACAGCUCUAUCAAUUGUGGCAUGAAUUAUUGGUCCUCUCUGUUAGAGAUUAUCAGCAUAGUAUCUUUUGGUAACAGCACUAUGAGAGCAAUGUGUGUCAGCAGUGUCUUAUGCCGCUUUUGCCACCACAGCCUGGAUCUGAGUGAAACCAGAUUAUGCCUGGCUUUCUGUUGUCUUCUUUCAGAAGGUUUCUGGGAACCACCUGUGGCAUUUCAUGGCUUGCUAGGUUCCUGCUCUGUAUGUGGACCGGUCAACAACCUAACCUUCAACUAGGUUGUGGUAAUGUUAUGGUGAUUGGUUUCAACUUGUGUUUUCAUGCAGUAGAGUUUAGAUAAAACAUUGUUUCCCAUGAGGCCAUAUUAAAACACUUGGUUUGAUUUUGUUUUGUGCCAUAUUUUUUUUGUGCUAGAAAGAGUCAGACAGGUGUUGGACCAUAGACAAGAUGCAAGUGCUUAUUGCAGUAUGAGUAUAAGGUGUUCUACUUCAGUCAGCAACGAGAAAGAAUACAAGCAGAUUCACAAAAGCUGGACAUAUUGGGGAAUGAAGUACAUCAUAAAACGCUGCUAGGAAAAACAAUAAAUAGUAAAACAGAAUAUGAAAAAUAUCAGAAAAAGGGUAAUUAACACCACAGAUAUUUCAUUCCUAUUUUCUUUGUCUUAGAUACACAAAUAUGCAUUGCUUAUGCUUGAUGUAAGCAGUAUGCAAGUGACACUUAUAGCUUGUAAUGGGUCAAACCCAGAUGCUGGAGGGCCACAGCUACUACAGGUUUUUGUUCAGGCCACUUUCCUUAUUAGCAACCAAUUAUUGCUCCUAAUGGAACAUCAUUUUUUGCCGUAUUAAGAUUAAGUUUUUCUUUUUUUGUUAAGAUGUUGACUGUCACAGUGAAAACUGGUACAUUUUUUACUGAUCCCAAUAUAAAUCAGGUUGUUAUUUUAAUUAAUUAAAUGCAUUUCAUUAUUGAGCAAAACUCAAUGUAAAAAAUGUUUUCUCUCUAUUAUAAGAAAAAAAUCUUGUGACGAGACGUGAUCUUCUGAAGUGAGACAGAGAGACACUUCAGAGAGGCAGAGACACUUUCACUUCCCACAACACGGUCAAAUUAUGGUCAAGUCACAUCAUACUGACAUCCAUUGGAACCAUGUUCCCGUGAGACGGUGACCUAGGCAAGGAAAGUAAUAAUCAGCCCGGAACAAGUGGAAUUGAGACUGGGUGAGAAAUAAAAGACAAAGAGUAAAAAACACAGUAGAACUUCAUAAAGACGUUCAAAAAUGUUGUGCCAUACACAUGCAGAGCAGGUUACAGAUUAUGAAAGCAGUGAAAUUCGAAAGCCUCAAAAAAAAAACCUUGGUGCGAUACACACGCAGAGCAAGUUCAAAAAUAGGACAGUACUAAAAUUCGAAAGUGUCAAAAAAAAGAGUACAGAUCGCAUUCUCACAAACAAACGGAAAUUAUUACUAGGUGAAACAACCAAACAAAAAAGAGAUCAAAUAUAUGGACAUAGGUGAUAUGUCGGAAGUAUGUAGAUAUUGUAAGGCUUUAAAGUUAAGUCGGAUACUUGUAGAUCGUCUCAUUCGUGUUGCCAUCAGGGAAAAGUAUUGCUGCUUCCCAAUGAAGAGGCGUUUCCGCAAGAAUUCAAAGAUUUGUUGUUUGGUGAAAGCGAAAUCCACAACAGUACAGGCAAAAUAUACACAUCUACAAUAAUCUUUUGCGUUUGCAUCAUUUAAUGCUUAAAACGUUGAUUUACAUAAUAAUGGACCAUACGCUAUGAUAAUCUGUGUUCCCGUAACAAUUACAGCUAUGACAAGUUUAAUUUUGAAAAAAACACAAUUUUGGUCAGGUGUAUUUUUAUGAUCACGGAGAAGCGAUGCAACAUAGAAUUGAAAGAGUUAAAUGAUCCGACGUAUUAGAAAUUCUACAGCCAAUAAUGGAUACAAAUCUAUACGUCCAAAAAUAUCGCACUUUAAAUGAAAUUUAUCAGCAAAACACGGACAAAGAAAUUUUCUUGGAUUUCUAUAUGAAUCCGAAAGAUCACAGUGGCAUUUAUGAUAAACCCACAUGUGGCGAAUUGUCAGCAAUAAUUAUUUCCAAAGACAGAGUAGAUAUUCGUGUAUAUCCAAAGGCAAAGCAUGAUUCAUCAUUUCUGUCAAAUACAUCGCCACGUGCUGACCCUUUACUCUUUCCUUUGCUUUUCCCAGAUGGCGAAACAGGAUGGUCAUACAAUAUGAAACAGAUGCAUUCAGAAAAACGAAUAACACCCACAAAAUAUUUUGGGUCAAAAUUAGUGAUAAGUUCCCAUGUAUUUAACCCACUUCUAUCAUCCCAACGUCUAUUGCAACAUUACAUUAUUAAUGCGUAUGUAAAAGUCGCAGCAAAUCGUCUCUUCUUUAUUACAUCGACUCAAGCUAAACUUAGAAUGGAAUAUAUGCAAGGUCUCAUUGAUCACGUUCAAAAUCCAAAUAUCAAUAGUUCAGGCAAAUUCAAAAUAGGUAAAGCAGUAAUAUUACCAUCAUCAUAUCAAGGUAGUCCAAGAGCAUUGCAACAGUUAUAUCAUGAUGCAAUGGCAAUUUCCAGAACUAUUGGUCGGCCAGAUUUAUUUCUUACAAUGACAUGCAAUCCACAAUGGCCAGAAAUCCACAGCUUCUUGAGAACAAUGCCACCGGCUACAUCGGCUGUGGAUAUUCCCACUUUCAUACGUAGAUUGUUUUAUCAGAAAGUCUUAUUUUCAUUGAAUGAUGCCAUUUGUAUUAAAACGUGUACAGUUUCCCGUGAGAAUAGCUUUUGCAAUGACAACUAACAAAUCACAAGGACAAAAAUUUGAAAAAGUCCAUUUAUUUAUAACAGACAAAGAAAGGAUAUUCACUCACGGCCAGUUAUACGCUGCAUUAUCACUCUGUAAGACCAAACAAGCAAUCAAAAUUCAAUGCGAUCUUGAAGAAAAGUUCAUUCCAAAUAUUGUUUUUACUGAA